Molecule: messenger RNA, 924 nt
Organism: Meloidogyne enterolobii
Lineage: Eukaryota; Metazoa; Nematoda; Chromadorea; Rhabditida; Meloidogynidae
Source: the annotation of a GenBank genome assembly
AUGAAUAAUCUUAAUAAUUUCCCCCGACAUAAAUAUCAACAACAACAAAAACAACAACAAUUAAAUAAUAGACAACUUCAACAAUCCUCAAACUCUAUCCGUAUAGAAAAUAGUUUAUCAAUUUGGAUAUUAGAAGCUAAAGGGAUCCCUCCAAAACGAAAAUUUUUUUGUGAAAUUUCUUUGGAUAAUAUAAUUAAAGCAAAAACAUCAUCAAAAAGUUUAUCGGAAGGAAUUUGUUUUUGGGGAGAAAAUUUUGAUUUUCAAAAACUUCCUUUUAAUAGUCAACAAUUAUGUAUAGAUUUAAUGAGGGAACCAGAAAUGUUAAUUAAUAAUGGAGGAAAGAAGAGAAGAGGUGGUGGAGGUAAUGGAAAAUCUUCACAUGAAGAAUUACAUUGUUUAGUUGGUCUAGUUAGAAUUCCAUUAUCUCAACUUGUUGGUAAACAACCUAUUGAAAAAUGGUAUUUAAUAUCGUCUGGAGAACCUUCACAAACAUCUUCAUCAUCUACAGAUUCCCAACCUUCUUUACGUUUGAAAGCAAGAUAUCAAUCUGUCCAAAUAUUACCUUUAAAUGCUUAUUUGCCUUUUAGAAAGUCUCUCCACACAUAUUUUCUUCCAUUAUGUACAGCAUUUGAACCUAUUUUGGGUGUUAAAGCAAAGGAAGACUUUGCCAAUUCUUUAGUAAAAAUACUUCAUAUAGAGAGGAAUGCACCUGAAGCUUUGGCUGAAUUGGUAAUGGCUGAAGUUUUGACACAAGAAAAUGAUCAUCUUUUGUUUAGAGGAAAUUCACUUGCAACUAAAGCUGUUGAAGCAUAUAUGAAACUUGUGGCAACCGAUUAUUUACAGGUGUGGUUUUUAUUUUAUAAAAAAAAUUUUUUUUUUUUAUUUUUUUUUGAUUUUUUAAAAUUUAUUUUUGGGGCGAGUUAA